AUGUCAACAAAGCAAUCAAAAAAAGUUGUACCCGAAAAAAAAGAUCAAACUAAACGUCCACCAACUCGAUCUCGUCUUGUCUUCGAAGAACCACAUAUAUUUCGUGUUAAAAGUGAACGUUUACUUUCACAUUUACAAGAAAGUCGUGAAUAUCUUCCAUGUGUUGCUUGUUUAAAAGAAUCUGAUCGACGACAAGAAACAUUCGAUCGACCACAUUCAUCUUAUAUUCGUCAACAAUCAACUCGACCACGAUCAUCUGAACAGCGACCAUCAACAGGAAUUAAAAAGAAGCAUUCUCCUUCACCACCAACACCAGCUGAUUUAGAACGAUUAAGUCGACCAAAAGCAUUUCCACCAGAACAAAUAUCACACAAUUGUAAUUGGAAUAAUUUUAUUCAGAAAAAAAGUAAAUACGCUGUUAAAACACCUUAUGCUCAAUGCAAUGUAACAUUUGAUCAAGAGUAUUCAGAAAUUCGUCCACCAUUUGUUAAUUAUGGUGGACGCUAUGAUGACAAACAACAUGGAGAAAAACGAACAUUUAAUUCAUUAGCUAUUCAUCAACUUAAACAUCAUGAAGUGGAAGAACAACGCUUAGCAGAUUUACUUCAUGAACGACGUCUUCGUCUUCAAGCAAAAAUUUAUUUUCGUGAAAUGGAAGAACGAAACGCUCGUGCACAAGAAUUACGUGAUCGUGCAGCACGUGCUUCAACUGAAUAUCGAGAUAAUUAUAGACCACCACAAGAUUAUAAUGGUACAGGAACAUUUUCUCGACAUUAA
Rotaria sp. Silwood2 is the source of this 777-nucleotide messenger RNA. Lineage: Eukaryota; Metazoa; Rotifera; Eurotatoria; Philodinida; Philodinidae. The record is from the annotation of a GenBank genome assembly.